Cetraspora pellucida is the source of this 279-nucleotide messenger RNA. NCBI's taxonomy places the organism in Eukaryota, Fungi, Glomeromycota, Glomeromycetes, Diversisporales, Gigasporaceae. The record is from the annotation of a GenBank genome assembly.
AUGAGUAUAUAUGAAGAAGCACUUGCAGAUUAUAAUAAAACAUUAGAAAUAAGUCCUAAUAAUGCAAUUACUUUAUCUAAUCGUGGAAAUACUUAUCGUAAAAAGAGUAGAUAUGAAGAAGCACUUGCAGAUUAUAAUAAAUCUUUAGAAAUAAGACCAAAUAAUGACACUACUCUAAAUAAUCGUGGAUUAACUCCAAAUAAUGCAAUGACUUUAAAGAGUCGUGAAUUAACAUAUAGGAAGUUGGGUAGAUAUGAAGAAUUAUUGUCUGAAAAGUGA